AUGACAUAGUCUCUUUCUGUCUUGCUCACAGAUUUUCAUAAAACCUAACAAAGUCUUGAUAUGCCGGCUAAAAUCAUAUCAAUUGUCAGGAAGAAAAUAUAAACAAACUUUUUGCAACAUUUUGUGUCUUUCAAGUGCAGUUUUUCCCAUUUUCUCAGGCAUUUUCCAACUAGCUUCCAAGUCAAAAUGUCUUAUUCAACAUCCAUAAAGCAGAUUUUCACGAAAAAUGUGAGAUACAAAAUUGAUUUGAUGGAAUGGAACAAUAAAAUGGAUCUCAUUGCUUUGAGUCAAAACAACGAAGUCCUCAUUCAUCGUCUUAACUGGCAGAAUAUCUGGACUCAUCCAUCUCUCGGGGAUUCAUCGAAAGUCCGAGGAAUUUGUUGGUGUCCGGAUGAGAAAAUCAUCGCUAUAGGCUACAGCACUGGCAAAGUUGUUCUCUUGGACGUGGAGAAUAAGGAGGAGAUUCAUAGUUUUCACCUGGAUGGAGAUAUUGUUUCAAUGUGCUGGACGCAGCAACAUCAAAAGGCACCAUCCGGAAGUGAUCCAGACUUGGAAGUGGAGCCAGAUGAUGAUUCUGUCUUCCUCCCACGUCUCCCGAGUUUGAGCAGUGUCACACCGACGAGCAAGAAGAAGGAAUAUGUCAGUAGAACGGAAGCAAAAACCUCACUGAAUUUCCUCAUUGUUGGCCUCCGGACGGGAUCUGUGCACAUGUCCGUGUUUGGGAUGCUCCCGUGUGGGAGUGUUCAGCUGGCAAAGCACAUUAAGGGGGAAUUUAGGGUGAUUGAUUCGCGAGUUAGUGCAGAUUUUGGCUUCCUGCACGUUACUGUGGCCACUCGGGAGGCACUGCAUGUGAUGAUCUUCGAGAAUAGCACGCUUCCAUUGCUCCUGGACUCCCUCCUGCGUGUUGCUACGAAGCACGGGCAAAUUCUCACCACAAUGUCGUACAUUGAUGACGUUCUAAUGGGUAUUACGGAAGCCUGGGAGACGGUGCUGCUUGAGAUGGACAAUAAACUCACCGGAUACGCCAAUCUCUGCCCACGGGGAUCAGUUUCAGCGGAUUUCCUGGAACUUCUCGUCCUGGGGACUCCCACGCCGACACUUGAGAGCUUCCUGAGACGUGAGCUGACCGAGAAGGGACUCAAGAAACUCGGAAAUUCCAUUGAGAUGAGCUACUCGACAAUUCAGAAGCUUCUAGUUCAGCCCCUGGACACCGCCAUCAUGGUUGUCUGCUACCAUUUGAACAGUAUUCGUGGCAUGAGUCGGGAUAAGUAUCACUUUGGGGGACUUGUGAUGGAGAAUGCCGUCACGGAAGUUUGUCACCUGGCUGGGCAAUUCAUGAUGAAGGCUUUUGAGCUCCAGCAAACCAUUGAUCAAUCCACGAGGGACUACAAAAUCUUCUUCCGCUGGCUCUAUGUCGUCAUCAUUCGUCUUAUGGAUGAAACUGUCCCAGAUGAUGUUGCCUCAAUCACUCAGCAAGAGAUAAAUUACCUUGCGGAAUUCCUGAGUAAUCUGGACAGUGAGGAAGAUGCGGAAGAUGUUCAGAGUGAGAGGAAAUUCAAUCUUGAGCGUGUUGGGCAGUACCUGGAAGACAAAGAAUUGAUUGUUCUGCCCAAGAAGUGUCCAAUGUCUCAGUGGGCGAAAUUCCUGGAAGAGAACCCAGCGCUAAAGGAUUGCGAGGCCAUCUACAAGCACGACAAGAAGGCCUCCCUCGUGCAGAUUCACAAUAAACUCCGUCAGGGCAUUGAUCGUGUCUUCCGGCAGCCGGAAUCUGUUAUUGGGCAAAACUACAAGCUGAGAAAUGUCAUUCAGCUGGCAGAGAAUAUGGACAAUCCCGUCCACAGUACCCACAUCAGCCUAUCAGACUCAACGGGCGAUCUCUUUGCUUUCCUCGUCUCGGAGAAUCUUCUCAUCUUCUUGGAAGCCAAUCGGGGUCACUCCAUCAAAUGCCUCCGGUUGGAAUUUCAAACGAAACCCUACUUUGAGUCAAAAUACGGCCAAUUUGGGGAUCUCUCCUUCAGGCAUUUGCAAUUCUACAACGAAAACAUCCUCUCGCUCCUCCUGAACAAUCGCACGGACUCCGAGUGCGGUGGAUGCUUCGUCCAAAUGCCCGUGGCUAUUCUCAGGCAGAAAGCCUCCCCAGUGGAUGUGUCGGAAUUCAUAGAUCUCACAGCAGCGGGGAAUGUGAUGAAUCUCUACAACCUCCUGGAUGUGAACUAUGUCAAAGUAAUCGAUGGAUGCGAUUGGGAUAUAAUUGCCGUGUCCGGGAAUAGGAAAGUCACGUCAAUCCUCUCGGAAAAUGGGAAGAAAAUUAAGGUUUACGAAACAGAAGCAGCGGAGGAGGAUGAAGAUGAAAUGGAUCUAUCACAGAACACUAAUCUUGACAACAGCAAAGAAUCUAAUCAUUGAUUUUUUUUAAAAAGCUUUUUUCUUAAUUGUAAAGAAACAAAUUAAUUUUGAAUUAAAUAUUCUUUUUUAAUAAUAAAAAUAAA
Lutzomyia longipalpis is the source of this 2489-nucleotide messenger RNA. RefSeq names its product anaphase-promoting complex subunit 4 (gene APC4). The transcript has 3 exons. The record is from RefSeq and is a predicted model, not a curated record. Bases 187 to 2406 code for a protein of 739 amino acids. Gene Ontology annotation, cellular component: nuclear periphery; anaphase-promoting complex. Gene Ontology annotation, molecular function: protein binding. Gene Ontology annotation, biological process: positive regulation of mitotic metaphase/anaphase transition; protein K11-linked ubiquitination; anaphase-promoting complex-dependent catabolic process. Lineage: Eukaryota; Metazoa; Arthropoda; Insecta; Diptera; Psychodidae.